Molecule: messenger RNA, 1623 nt
Organism: Nipponia nippon (crested ibis)
Lineage: Eukaryota; Metazoa; Chordata; Aves; Pelecaniformes; Threskiornithidae
Source: RefSeq, a predicted model, not a curated record
AUGGCAGCGGUGGUGGAGGAGGUUCAUGCCACGGGGGUGGUGGAGGAGGUUCCUGCCACAGUAGUGGUGAAGGAGGAUCUAUGGGAUACCAGACCCAAGGAUCAUUCUGCCAUGGAGGAGGAGGCAGCAGCGGCUGCAGUGGCAGUGGUGGUGCUAUUUACCAGACCCACAUAUCAUCGUCCUCCUUUGGAGGAGGAGGAGGCUCAGGCCACCAGAGCCAAGGAUCCAUCAGUGGUGGCAGCGGAGGUGGAGGAGGAGGUGGUGGGUCAGGCCACCAGGGACAAGGACCCAUCUGCAUUACUGGAGGAGGAGGAGGUGGUGGUGGUGGAGGCAGUGGUGGUUCAGGCCACCAAAGUCAAGGCCCCAUCUGCAUUGGAGGUGGUAGCAUGGGAGGAGGAGGUGGAGGUGGUUCAGGACACCAAAGCCAAGUUCCCAUCUGCAUUGGUGGUGGUGGAGGAGGAGGAGGUGGUUCAGGAGGAGGAGGAGGAGGAGGUGGUUCUGGCCACCAAGGCCAAGGUCCCAUCUGCAUUGGUGGAGGUGGUGGUGGAGGAGGUGGUGGUUCUGGCCACCAAGGCCAAGGUCCCAUUUGCAUUGGUGGUGGCAGCAGAGGAGGAGGAGGAGGAGGAGGUGGUUCUGGCCACCAAGGCCAAGGUCCCAUCUGCAUUGGUGGAGGUGUUGGUGGAGGAGGUGGUGGUUCCAGCCACCAGAGCCAAGGACCCAUCUGCAUUGGUGGUGGUAGCAUGGGAGGAGGAGGAGGAGGUGGUUCUGGCCACCAGAGCCAAGGACCCAUCUGCAUUGGAGGUGGCAGCAUGGGAGGAGGAGGGGGAGGUGGUUCAGGCCACCAGGGUCAAGGAUCCAUCUGCAUCAUUGGGGGAGGUGGCUCAGGCCACCAGAGCCAGGGAUCAUCCUCUUUUGGUGGAGGUGGUUCAUCCAGUUCUGGAGAUUUACCGCUAUCUCCGAGGGAGAUGUCCCCACCGGAACAGGGGCUACAACAAUGAGAUCUCGCACCACAGAGGAGGCUACAGCAGCAGCAGGGGCUUGUCGAGCCUCCAGGGACAUGGCUCCUUCUUCUGUGGUGGAGAAGGCUCAGUCAUCUACAACCGGGGAGCUUCGUCCUGCCAGCCCAUGCCAGCAUCAUCCACCUACGAUGCUGCAGGGUGGUACAGAUGUGGCGGUGAUGGAUCUGUUGUAAUAACCGGCGAUGACAGAGAGAGGAUGUCUGGCUGGGGCACUGCAAGGGGAACAGUCUCAGUCUACGGCACUGGAAGGGGAAUAGGGUGCAGCAGUGAGGACUCAGGCGAGAACACCCCUGGCAGCUCAGGGGGUGGUGGAGGAUCCAGCCGCCACAGUGGGAAUUUGGGCAUCACUGCGGGAAGAGGCUCAGGAUAUGGAUACGAUGCAUCACCGAGAGAAAUGGUCUUAACAAGUGGGGGCAGUGGUGGAUCAGGGUACUAUAGCGGAGGAUUGGGCUAUGGCAUUGGGGGAUGCUCAGGCCCAGAGCUCAGCUGUGGAGGCGGUGGAUCCUCCCAGGCCACGCAGCAGAAAUGUCCCGUGGUCGUUCCCAACAUCGAGGCCAACCAGAGCAAGCAGACCAGCCACUGGCCCCCCAGCCAGAAGAAGUGA